Molecule: messenger RNA, 1539 nt
Organism: Colletotrichum godetiae
Lineage: Eukaryota; Fungi; Ascomycota; Sordariomycetes; Glomerellales; Glomerellaceae
Product: tetratricopeptide
Exons: 3
Coding region: 99-1235 (378 amino acids)
Biological process (GO): post-translational protein targeting to endoplasmic reticulum membrane
Cellular component (GO): membrane; TRC complex
Molecular function (GO): protein binding; molecular adaptor activity
Source: RefSeq, a predicted model, not a curated record
UUCCACCACCUCUUGAUACCCCGUCCUUGUGUCGAAUCCUCACGCCCUUCCUCCUCCAUCCGAUAUAUACACAUUCACAGGCCUCACACAUCGUCAAAAUGGCGACAGUAACCUCCAAACAGCGCCUCGCCGUCGCAAUCUGCGAAUUCCUCUCCACCUCCGUCAACGACGGCACCCUCCCCGCCGACGACAAGGACUCCAUCGACGUCGCAAUCCAGUGCAUCGCAGACUCCUUCAAAGUCGACCCCACCGACAAGAAGAUCCUCGCAGAGGCCGUCGGCGCCCAGAACCUCUACCAAGUCUAUUCCGUCUACGAGAAGCUCAAGAAUGCCUCCACCCCCGCUGCGGCAGCAGGUGCCUCCGCCGGCGCAGCAGCAGCAGGCGCAGCCGACGCCGCCGCUUCCGCCUCCAAGACGGUAACCGAAGAAGAUAAGAAGGAGGCAGACGCCCUGAAGUCAAAGGGCAACGCCGCAAUGGCCUCAAAGGACUACCCCUCCGCCAUCGCCCUCUACACCCAAGCCCUGGCCCUGAACCCGGGCAACGCCGUCUUCCUCUCCAACCGCGCGGCCGCCCACUCCGCCGCCAAAGAUCACGAAUCCGCCAAAGCAGACGCUGAGGCCGCCGUCGCCGUCGACCCGGCCUACACGAAAGCCUGGUCCCGCCUCGGCCUCGCCCGCUUCGCCCUCGGCGACGCAAAGGGCGCAAUGGAGGCCUACGGAAAGGGCAUCGAGUUUGAAGGCUCCGGCGGCAGCGAGGCCAUGAAGAAGGGUUUCGAGACGGCCAAGCGCCGCGUCGAAGAGAUGUCGGUCGAGGAGCGCGAUCUGCCCCGCCAGUCGCCCGGUGUCGGCGGCGGCAUGGGCGGUGGUGCAGGUGGUAUGCCCGACCUGAGCAGUUUGGCGAGCAUGCUCGGAGGAGGUGGUGCCGGCGGUGCAGGCGGUGCUGGAGGCAUGCCCGAUUUCAGCCAGAUCAUGAACAACCCCAUGUUCGCGAGCAUGGCCCAGAACCUGAUGAGCAACCCCGAGAUGAUGGGCAACCUCAUGAGCAACCCUCGCCUGCGCGAGAUGGCCGACCGCUUCGGUAGCGGUGGCGGCAUGCCCGACCUGAACUCUCUCAUGUCUGACCCCAACAUUGCUGACAUGGCACGCAACAUGAUGGGCGGUGGAGGUGCGCCGGGCGGUGCACCGGGAGGCGCCCCUGGCGGAGGCGCCGGCGCUGGCCGUGGAGGCUCGGCGUAAAGUCUUGUUUAAGGAGAUCAAAUUCGUUUUUUACAGAACGUUACCGUUGAAGAAGCCGGGAAACAGUCAAUUACCGCUGGGACUCACUUUAGAAUUAUCCCAACAACAUACACAAAAUACACGUGCAUGAAUAGAAGACCACACGAUGGCCCAAUGAGUCGAAAUCGCUUGCUGAAAGUCAAGUGAUGUGCCUGCGAACCAGUGAAGGACUAUUGAGGUAACUAGGCAUGGUGAUCAAGCUACCGACCUGUCUUUUCCAUACACCCAGUCUAAUCUAAACUGUAAGAAUCCGCCAGUCUGUUCU